This is a messenger RNA of Rattus norvegicus (Norway rat), 2481 nucleotides long. It is a transcript of the gene Gusb, whose product is annotated as glucuronidase, beta. Bases 49 to 1995 code for a protein of 648 amino acids. Gene Ontology annotation, molecular function: hydrolase activity, hydrolyzing O-glycosyl compounds; beta-glucuronidase activity. Gene Ontology annotation, biological process: hyaluronan catabolic process; carbohydrate metabolic process. The record is from RefSeq and is marked validated. Gene Ontology annotation, cellular component: lysosome. NCBI's taxonomy places the organism in Eukaryota, Metazoa, Chordata, Mammalia, Rodentia, Muridae. The transcript is spliced from 12 exons.
AGCGAGGCUAAAAGGCCCAGCCGCUGGACGGCGGGCAUCCCGGCCAGCAUGUCCCCAAGACGGAGUGUGUGUUGGUUCGUACUGGGCCAGCUGCUGUGCAGCUGCGCGCUGGCGCUGCAGGGCGGGAUGCUGUUCCCGAAGGAGACCCCUUCGCGGGAACUCAAGGUGCUGGACGGCCUGUGGAGCUUCCGUGCCGAUUACUCGAACAAUCGGUUGCAGGGCUUCGAGAAGCAGUGGUACCGGCAGCCGCUACGGGAGUCGGGCCCAACCUUGGACAUGCCGGUCCCUUCCAGCUUCAAUGACAUCACCCAAGAAGCAGAGCUUCGGAACUUCAUUGGCUGGGUGUGGUAUGAACGGGAAGCAGUGCUUCCACAGCGAUGGACCCAGGACACCGACAGGAGAGUGGUGUUGAGAAUCAACAGCGCCCAUUACUAUGCAGUUGUGUGGGUGAAUGGGAUUCAUGUGGUGGAACAUGAGGGAGGUCACCUCCCCUUUGAGGCUGACAUCACCAAGCUGGUCCAGAGUGGGCCCCUGACCACCUUCCGGGUCACCAUCGCCAUCAACAACACACUGACCCCUUAUACCCUUCCACCGGGGACCAUUGUCUACAAGACUGAUCCUUCCAUGUAUCCCAAGGGUUACUUCGUCCAGGACAUAAGCUUCGACUUCUUCAACUAUGCGGGGCUGCACCGGUCUGUGGUCCUGUACACCACCCCUACCACCUAUAUCGAUGAUAUCACUGUGACCACUGACGUGGACCGGGACGUUGGGCUGGUGAACUACUGGAUUUCUGUCCAGGGCAGUGACCAUUUCCAGCUAGAAGUGCGUCUUCUGGAUGAGGAUGGCAAAAUUGUGGCCCGUGGAACAGGGAAUGAGGGUCAACUUAAGGUGCCGCGUGCCCACCUCUGGUGGCCUUACCUGAUGCAUGAGCAUCCAGCCUACCUGUACUCCUUGGAGGUGACGAUGACAACACCUGAGUCUGUGUCUGACUUCUAUACCCUCCCUGUCGGGAUUCGAACAGUGGCUGUCACAAAGAGCAAGUUCCUCAUAAAUGGGAAGCCUUUCUACUUCCAAGGCGUCAACAAGCAUGAGGAUUCAGAUAUCCGAGGGAGAGGCUUCGACUGGCCUCUGCUGAUAAAGGAUUUCAACCUCCUCCGUUGGCUCGGGGCAAAUUCCUUUCGUACCAGCCACUAUCCCUACUCGGAGGAGGUACUUCAGCUCUGUGACCGAUAUGGAAUUGUGGUCAUCGAUGAGUGUCCCGGUGUGGGCAUCGUGCUGCCCCAGAGUUUUGGCAACGUGUCUCUUCGGCACCACCUAGAGGUGAUGGACGAGCUGGUGCGCAGGGACAAAAAUCACCCUGCGGUCGUGAUGUGGUCUGUGGCCAAUGAGCCUGUCUCUUCUCUGAAACCUGCCGGAUAUUACUUCAAGACGCUGAUCGCCCACACCAAAGCCCUGGACCCCACCCGUCCUGUGACCUUUGUGAGCAAUACCAGAUAUGACGCAGACCUGGGGGCCCCGUACGUGGACGUGAUUUGUGUGAACAGUUACUUAUCCUGGUAUCAUGACUACGGGCAUCUGGAGGUGAUUCAGCUGCAGCUGACUAGCCAGUUUGAGAACUGGUAUAAGAUGUACCAGAAGCCAAUUAUCCAGAGCGAGUAUGGAGCAGACGCCGUCUCGGGGCUUCAUGAGGAUCCACCUCGCAUGUUCAGUGAGGAGUACCAGACAGCUCUCCUGGAGAAUUAUCAUUUGAUCCUGGAUGAGAAACGAAAAGAAUAUGUCAUCGGAGAGCUCAUCUGGAAUUUUGCUGACUUCAUGACGAACCAGUCACCACUGAGAGUAACAGGAAACAAGAAGGGGAUCUUCACUCGACAGAGAAACCCCAAGAUGGCAGCCUUCAUUUUGCGAGAGAGAUACUGGAGGAUUGCCAACGAAACCAGAGGUUACGGUUCAGUGCCGAGGACCCAGUGUAUGGGAAGCAGACCGUUCACAUUCUAAAGCUACGACUACCUCACCGCAGACAGGGCCUGAUGAAGUGAAAGGUAUUCUCUCAGCAGAAGAGUUUUUCCUCUGGAGUUUGUGAACCAACACAAGGGGGACUUUAGAAGUGACAUGGAAGUUUUCCUUGUGUGGGGAUAAUGACUUGCAGUGCCUUAGGCUCAGUAAUGUGUCCUGCUGAGAAGUGUCCCAGGUCAUUUCUGUCAGGUUUUUUUUGGCCUUGGCUUUGUGUACUCUUGAAAACCUACUGUGUGAAUACUCACACUAAGAGCUCCUGGUUACCGGCUGAGGGACGGCUCACAAUUUAAGAAUACUGACUGUUCUACCAGGGGUUCCAGAUUCGAUUCCUAGCACCCACGUGGUCGUUAACUAUGAGCUGUUGCCCCAUUUCUCAGGUGAUGUACGAACAUACAUGUGGGGGGAGGGGAAUAGUCAUACGUGUAAAAUGAAAAUAAAUCUAAAUAAAACUGUUUUCUUUCAUUAUUA